UGCAAAUGUGGCGAUGACAAAGUCGGCAGUGUGGUGUAAAUCUAUAAUAGCAAAACAUCACUGGAUUAAUAGAACAGCAAAUAAUAUUUUUUGGAUGAUGCAAUGAAGACAAAAUCACACCAUCACUUGACGCAGGAAUGUCAGUUUGCCCAGAGUUUACGCAAAAUGCCUGGAGGAAAGAGUUAUGUGCUAAUUGUCAAAGACCCAAAGGAGAACAUUCUUCAUCAAUUGAUCUUUCCUGUACAGCUAAAUCAUCACCCAAACCUACCAAACGCACAUCUGUGAUAUUCAGACCUGGACAAAAUGGAAGCUCAGAUGAUAAGCUAGCACUGACAGACAUUGAAAACGGUAAUAAUCUGGAACAUCAGUCAAGUAAUGUAAAUAUACUUGAUAAUUCACCACCAAGAAAGAGAAAUCUAAAAAGUGCUUUGUCCAAUUCAAGUACCAAAAAACUGAAAAAUGUGAGAACCUAUAAAGUUUUAUUUGCUGAAGCGUCAAGUGUGAUAGGAUUUGAUGGAGGUUUGGACAAUCUUUAUGAUGAUGAUGAUGAUGACGUUCAAUUAUCUGAUUCAGAUACAGCCAUUGACUUUAGUUUCAAUAAAGAGGAAAAGGAGUUUGCUAUGUUAGCUUUAGAAAAUACAUUAUGGAAUGCCGAAAUUAGCAACCUUCGUUCUGACUUAGACAAAAGAAAAUCUAAGUCAACUUGUAAGGAAUUUGAAGACAUACGUGUAGAACUUCUGUCUUUGUGUGAUCCAGCUCGUUUUCCUAAUCUCAGAGACUGCGAUGCCAUUUCUUCUGAUUCUGUAAAUUAUGGUACUUUUCCUGUUCGUAGAAAGAAUAUAAAUACUAAUAAAGUGCCAAUAGACAAUUUUUUUGUUUCUUCAUCAUGUAAAAUGUCCUCGGACAUUGAGUUCCUUAGAAUAGCAGACAGUGUUGAUAAUGCUGAUAGUGAAUCAUCGGGAUCGGAACACUAUAAAACUCUGUUGAGUGGGGUUGAUAAAGUUAAAUCGUUAACUCCAUCAAGUAACUCUUCUUUUUCAUCUGAGAGUGAUCGAUCAUCCAACUCAGAUUCCAAUGUGAAAAAAACGUCCACUAUCGAUGAAAUAGCUGUUCCUUAUAAAAUAGUUAGUGUGAUAACUAGGAAUUACAGUUUUUCAGAAAUUAAACCAGACUCUAAAGAUAAGGACGAAUCAUAUACAAUGGAUGAUAUAACAGAGUGUUUGUAUGGAACAGGCGAUGGUGACACAUUAACAGAAACACCCAAAAAAGAAAAACCAAACAUUAUGACUAAGUCUUUCUCUGAGGAUAAAAGUGGGAAAAAACCUCCACCCAACCCGAAGUUAAAGAAAACUGUUUCAGAAAAUGUUCCCCAAAAUGAGAGUUUUGAUGCUGCUGGAAUGGAAGUGGUUGAUAUGUUAAAUGAUGUCUUAUCUCAUUAUAGUGAAGGAGAUGAUUUUAAAGAUUUGCGUGGAUCAAUGUCAAGAAAAGAUAAAGCCAAGAAAUCAGCUGCUUUCGAGGCCAGGAUGGCAUCUGUUGCUGCUAAUCUGGACCUGCAGAAACCAAAAGGUAAAAGACCUGCUCCUCGACCUCCCAGUUCACCUCCACCUGAACCUCAGGUUUCACCCACCAAAAAAUUGGCCAAUAAAAAUGAACAAGAGCCAAUUUUUAAAAUGGUUCCUUUAAAUAAAGCUAUAUUAGCUACUCCCCCACCAGAUUCACCCAUUUCUAAAUCCAGGAAUGAUUCUACAUCUAGUAUAGAAGAACAUCUUUUCAAUGAUAAUGGUGAAAAUACUAGAACCUUGUCAAAGACAGAAAAUGGAAAGUCUAAGCGUGGCAUCACCUCUUUCUUUAGAAAUAUUUUACGAAGAGGUAAGGAAUCCCCUGAAGCUAUUGAAACAUCAAAUCCAGACAUAACACUGAUGAAAGCUGAUCUGAGAGCCGAAACGUCAUCAUCGUCCAUUACUGAAAGUGAAACGACAUCGGAAGACUUUAAAUCAUCACCUUCACUGAAGAGAAGCUCUAAAUUUUCACCUCAGCCAAAGUUCCGGGUUCUACCUCCUAGCUCUAGUCCUGGUACAGACAAUCUACCUGAUCAUAAUAAACAAAACAGUGGUACAGCUAGUCCUCCAGCUACACCUAAAACUAAAAGUUCCUCUAGUCCAAAAUUAAAGCGAGAUCGUGUACCAUUUUCGUCUCCAGUACAGCAUAAAUCCUCUUUGGAUCAAGUCAGUGAAGAAGCUCAAAAACCUGAACCAGUGAAACCAGUGGCAGCUCCCAAACCUGAAGUAUCAGCUAAACCAGUUGUCAAAUCUGGUGAUGAUGUGGUUGUCAGACGACGUGCCAAAAGUCCAAAAAGAACAGCGCCACCCAUUCCCCCGCCUAAAAGAACCUCAAUUCCUAAUCCUAAUAGAAGUUCGAAUGCUAAUAAUCCUAAUUUUGCUAAGGAGUUAGAAAGGCGCUUAAGUCGACCAGUGGAUAUGAAUACAAUUGUAGAGGCUCGUAGGUCUAUCACUGUUGAUAAAAUGGGACCACCUCCUUCCCCACCUAAAAUUUGUGCAUCACCAGUUGAAGAAGAAACAGAAUCAGAACCAUCCUCUCCAACAACUACUGAUAUCCCUGAAGUUAAUGAAGAAACAUUUCCAGUAGAAAAGAUAGAAUUACCAACAGCUGAUAAACAAUCAAGAAAAACCUUCCUUGGAAAAUUAAGUAAACCAAAAACACGGGCACCUCAACCUCCAUCUGUGAAAAGGGCCAAAUCCAUCAAUGACUCAACAUUACCACGCAUGGAACGAAAAAACAAAGGAAAGAAAAUAAAUGUAGCAGAUAUUUCUGGACCGGUGAUGGUAACAGACAUAGCAAAUAAUAGAAUAUUAGAGAACCGACGUAAUACUAUAUCAUUGGGCGAUGAACCAGCUUUUACUACAGGUAUAUCUCUGGAAUCGGAAGCCGGUGCCGACAACUCAUGUAGUUUUGAAGAUCUUCCAAUCAUCUCUCCUCUAGGCUCAUUGGAAAACCUUUACGAGUCCAUUUUGCCCAAAUUUGGUGGACGUCCUCACUGGUACGAUCCUGUUAAAGAUGACAAAGAUAAGAAACCAGUAAAAACAAUUCCUGUCGAGGGAUACCUCGAACCAGUGGCUUCCCCAAAUCCUAUCAGUACUGCUGCGUCAUCAAAUACGCUUACCCUUAGUCAAACAUCAGUUAAUACAUUACAUACGAGUACAGUCAGUUUUAACUUGAUGACAACAAGUAUGAUAGAUCAUCAAAAUAUACCCAAUUUAAACAGUGCUUGCAUGUCCUCCAGCUUCUGUUCUAGUUCUACACUCCCCCGAGCUUCCAAAACCAAAUCGAACAAGAAAAUGUCGAGUAGCAUGUUAGGUAACAAUGCUAUGACUAUGAGCACCAUUGGUUCUCUUAGCUCCAGUUCUAAUCCUUUAACAGUUAUUGAACAUGUUGAACCAGACCCAGCACCUACAAAACAUGAUGAAUCUCCUAAAAGUGAUGAAGAGAGACGUAUUCUGUUAGCAUCCCAACCUAUUUAUGAAGAAAUUAAUGGGUAUUAUAAAUUAGAAGAAGACGACGAUGAAUCCACUAUUUCUCAAGCUUCAUCACAAGUGACGCAUGUCACUGAAACAGAUACAUUGACUGUCAAUGAUGCAACAACACGAUCUCAAUCUAAAGAAACAUUAUCAUCAGAAUCUGACACCCAAUCAACAUGUAGCACUCUGUCACGGCCACGCCCUGUGCCCAGGCGUCGACCCAAAAGACCAGACACUAUGGGAUCAGACCAGUAUGUUUCUAUGAAUAGACCCAAUACAUCUGUUACUUUAGGUGAAGAGCGUCUGAGGGAAGUUUAUAAUAAAGUGACAGGUAUAAAUUUAAAGGCUUUACAAGAUGUGUAUGCACAGACCGAAGGAAUACUCUCCGCUGAAAAACUGACAUUAUUAAGCCCCCAAAUGUUGAAGUGGCAAGAUUUUGAUGUUUAUGGACAACCUCUACAUUCAUCCGAAAGAUGUAUAGUAUAUAAUGCUAAAUAUAAAGCCACCAGUGCCCCUUGUCAACUUAUGUUGUUGCAUUCCCGACCAGCUACAGAGAUGAGUACCAAUAGUCAUCCGAGUUUAUUAAAACCUGUUGCAGUUUUCGCUGACACCAUUCCCUUCACCAGCUUAUCUGAAGAAUUUAUCAAAACCAGUCAAGUUGCCCAAAAUUCCAUCUAUGAUACAAAUCUUGCUAAAUGUUUUGUAGCUGUGGGAAGCUUUGAGAUCAUAGAAACUCUAGACAGCCAUAUUGCACUAUUAAAAGAGACCCUGUCUCAUAAUUUGGAUGCAUUAAUGCAUAUCGUAUUAACACUAGCUCUACAAUUAUUAAGCGCUAUGUCUCAUUGUCUAGAUCAAGGUUACACAGUAACCGAACGUGAUUUCCGCGAUGUGUUUUUAUUGUCUCGUGCCGACCUUAGAGGAAAGGUUAUUGCAUUUUUACCACACCAAAGGUCACAUGAUGCACAUCAAGGGGAAGCUAUGUGCUCAUUUAUUGAUCAUUUAUUUAAAGAUGUGACAGCUGAUUAUUUAGAAUUUGAAGAAGACAAUGAAACUCUGGCUACUAUUGAAAAUAUGCGUUUGAUGUUAGAACCACGCAGAGUUGACUGUUUAGCUCAAGUUCGUUCCGUUGUUGAGUAUUUGUUAUGGGGACCAAAUAAAAUGGAUUUAAUUAAUAAGGAGGAAGGUGAAAACAGUAUCGAACAAGAGCUAAGUAUUUGGUUAGAAAUGGAACGAGCACAUGGAUUAGUGCGAUUCGCUAAAAAUGUGUCUGGUAUCUCAAGUGGUGUAACGCUAGAUGAAUAUUAUCGAUUAAAAUUCCUGCUGAAAUCUAGUGCUGUUGGAUUAGCUGAAAGUAUCAGACGUUUACCUAGUUAAUUUAUGUUGUUUACCUAUCAAGAUUUCUUUGUUUACGUUUAUGAUUCAAAAAUGGUGUGUUUCUGAAUAUUUAAAGUGAUCUACUUCACGAUUAAUGUUUUAAGUAAAGAAUCAAUGUGUUGUAAAUGAACUGUUUGUUAUUAUACCUGUAUAUAGUUCUGUAAUUACUCUCAUUUCUUCAUGAAAAAUAUCUCAGACUUUUUAAAAAAGUAAGAGUAUUUUUAAAUAUUAAUAUCAUAAUGGUGCUAGAAUAUUUAGAUGGUUGUUGUCAUGGUAUUUAUGUUUAUGUUUUUUAAAGAAUAGAUUUCACAAGAUUGUCAUUUAAAUGUGUGAAUGAUGAAUAAUAUAUUGGAAUCACAUGUAUAUAUGAUAGUCAGCUGUUUAAUUUGUAGACUAAUAUUAAUAGAAGCUGUUAUCAACUUCUUCAGAUUUUUAUUUCAUUUUUGCAUACUUGUUGGUAUAAUGUGCAAUCUAAACCAAGUGAUCAUUGGAUCACUUUAGUCCUGUUUUCAGUUACCUCCUUGCAUCUUUUUUGUCGAUUCUGACUUCAAAACAUCAGAUUGUUGGUGUUGUUACCAAAAUUUGUAUAUUGUUAGGGUGCCAAAAAACUUUUAUAAUUUUAAGGCAUCAUUUUAGUCAGUAAACAUAACUUUUGUGGGAUGUAGUAAUUCUUAUUUAAACCAUGCGAAAAGUGUCAACAAUUCCAUCGCUGUGUUAAAUUGAACAAGGGGAGAUAAUAAUGCCUGGGAAAAUUAUGUAAAAAAAAAAGGUAUAAUGUUGAAUAGAUUUCUAGGUCUUGUUUCAAGGCAUAGGCCAAAUCUACUGAGUGUUGUAUUUAUAUUUUUAAUGAAACAAGAUUUUUAUGCUUUAUGACAUUUAUGUUAUAAAUAGUUUAAUAAUUAAGGUAUCAACAAUGUGUGUAUAAAAUUUAUACAUGUAGUUUGUAUUUUUACACCAAUAAUGUAUGUAUUACUAUUAUGUGCAAGCCCGCAAGGAAUGAUGUUGGAUAAAAAUAAUAGAGGAAUGAAGAAACUUAUGAUUAUUACAUUUUAUACAUCUAGAUUGUUUUGUAGUGUCAUAAUAUAUGCGGUGAAAAUGCUUAGUUGAUCUUCUGUGUUUGUAAUGAUGCUUUGCUUAAUGAUAGUUAAGGCCAGCUUUUGGAGAAAAAGGAGUAAGGAGUUGGAAAUUAAUCAAAAUGUUCUUUCACCAAUAUCGCUGCCAGAGAAUUUAAAUUUAACAUAGACAAGACUUGAGACCUAGAGCAUUUUUGCAAUCAGUGUGCCAAAGUAAUGUUUAAGAAUUAAAAGCUGUUUCUUUAAUUACAUAGUGACCAACUGUUUAUGUGAUUUAUUAUGGAAAGUCAGAAAAAUCCAUGAUAAACACAUUAGUAUGGGCUAAUCUUUAUAAAAUCAGGUAACAUUUUUUUUACCUUGAAAAAUUUAUCAUGGUUAAUAAUACCAUUUUAAGCUAUAUGUAUGUAACACUUUAUAUCUUAACAGAAUACAUUGUUAACAAAUCCAAGAUUCUGUUCAUUUUUUUAUCUAUUGACUUUUUCCUGUUAAGUUUCUUUGUUAGAUGCAUUGGCCAUCAAAAUAAGUUAAUUUCAAAAUCAAAUGCUUAAAUUUGACAUACACAGAGUUCGGUGUUAUUUGUAUUUCUUGGUCACAACUACACAUUUUACUGGUAUGAUAUAUGUAUUGUAUGAUUCAUUGUAAUGACUGUAUCAAUGUUUGUCUAUAGUUUCUGUGCAAUAUGAUACAUUUAUAUUUUUGUUAUAUUCAGAUUUAACAAAAUGUUAUAUCAAUGAGUUGUGAGUUAAACAUCCUUCCAAAUAUUUCAUCAAAAUAAAAGGUUUUUGUAUUAACCAUUGACUAAAAACUCAAUGAACCGUAACUGAUGUCUUGGCCUGUUCUUUCUUAAGGUUUCUCUUAUUGAUGACAAAGAGGCUGCUAAUAGUUAUUAGUUACACUAUAAAAGAUAAAAAAAAAGUGGUUUAAAAAAUUAAAAUUUUCACGGUCAUCUUCUUAGUCAUCAUUGUUCAUUUGCCAUCUGUCAUUGUUUAUUUGGAUUGAGUAAAACAAGAUGUAAGGGUGAUCUUACAUGAACAAAAAUCUCAUAGAAUUAAAAUGGAGUUAAUAAAUUUUAGUUCAUAUGGUAGUAGAUUUUGCAUUUGUACUUUGUGUUUUUAUACGCCCAUGUGGAAAUGUAGACGUAUGACGUAUAUUGCCGUCGCCCCAGUCCGUCUGUCGGUCGGUCCGUCCGUCCAUCGUCCACAAUUUCGUGUGAAUGCUCUAACACCAAAAUUUAUUAUCCGAUUGUUUUAAAAUUGAUAUACAUUAGUGAGAUAAAGAAGCCUAUUUAAUUUCAAUAAUUUCCGUUUAUUACGUCUAGAGUUAGGGCCCUUGUUUCACUUUGUUGAACCUUGUGAACGCUCUUACACCAAAAGUUAUCAUCCAAUCUUUGUGAAAGUGAUAUGCAUUAUUUAAAUUAUUGAAACCAUCAAGCCUAUUGAAUUUCAGCAAUUUCCGUUCCUUAUGUCUAGAGUUAUGGUCCUUGUUUCACUUUAUUAAACCUUGUGAACGCUCAAAUGCCAAAGGUUAUCAUUCGAUCUUUGUGAAAUUUAUGUGCAUUAUUUCCGUUUAUUAUAUCUAGAGUUAUGGUCCUUAUUUCACUUUAUUGAGCUUGUGAACGCUCAAACACCAAAGGUUAUCAUCCGAUCUUUGUGAAAUUUAUAUGCACUAUUUAAAUUAGUGAAACGAAGAAGCAAUUUCCCUUAAAUACUUUUAGAGUUAUGGCCCUUGUUUCACUUUGUUGCACAUUGUGAACGCUCUAACAUCUAAAGUUAUCUGCCGAUCUGUAUGAAAUUUAUAUGCGUCAUUUAAAUUUGUAAAAGGAAGAAUCCUAUUGAAUUUCAGCAAUUUCAGUUUAUUACUACUAGAGUUAAAGCCCUUGUUUCACUUUGUUGCACUUUGUGAACGCUCUAACAUUUAAAGUUAUCUGCUGAUCUGUAUGAAAUUUAUAUGUGUCAUUUAAAUUAGUAAAAAGAAGAAUCCUAUUAAAUUUCAGUAAUUUUCAGUUAUUUAGUUUAGAGUUAUGGCUCUUGUUUCACUUUGUUGAACAUUGUGAACGCUCUAACGCCAAAAGUUAUUUAUAUACAUCAUUUAGAUCAGUGAAAACCACAAAGCCUUUCGAAUUUGAGCAAUUAACAAUAAUUACUUCUAGAGUUAUGGCCCUUGUUUCACUUUGUUCAACCUUGUUAAUCCUCAAUUGAUGAAAGUUAUCAUACGAUCUGUAUGAAAUUUAUAUGCAUUAUUUAAAUUAGUAAAAUGAAAAAGCCUGUCAAGUUUCAAAAUUUUCUGUGCAUUACUUCCAGAGUUAAGGCCCUUAUUCCAGUUUGUAGAACCUUGUGAACCUUCAAACAACAAAAAAUAUAAUCUGAUCUGUAUGAUCCAAUUACCUACAAAAGAAUAAAUAUGCGGCAACCCUUGUCGACCGCUCGGACAAUUUAGCUGCUGUGGGCGUAUGUUUCGUUGCCUGGAAACCUAUCCUGUGUACUUUACACAGGCCCAUAAUAUGUUCAAGUUCAAUUUUACAUUUUCUUUUCAAAAUCGAGUUUUCAAUAUUAUUAAGAAUCCUAAACAGUAUGUACGACAUAUACCAGUACAAAUUAAAAGCACAUUGUUUGUAAUAAGAAUUUAUAUUAGUGCAUUUAACACGUAAUUGAAAUAUUAUUAAUUCUAUAUUGAUAAGAGUGAAGAUGGUUGAAGAAAUGAUUAUGAUAUAUGUAUAUAGAUCUUCUGUUGUGUUAAUAUUCUCAGACAGUAUGCAUAGUCUUUCUCAGAUUUAUGUCAUGUAAUUCUUUUGCUGUUUGCAUUGAAGCUUUAUAAUGGUGUAUAUCUUGUUAAUUGUUACUGAAAUAUGAUUUUAGGCUAGAAACACAACAUUUGACAACAUUUUGGUACAAAAUCAUGAUUCUUAACCACAGUUUAUUUUAAUUGUAACUCUCCAGACCAAUUAGCUAAACUGGGAUACAACAUUUCGACUCUGCAGUCCUGAUAUACAUUUUAAUGUGUACAAUCAUAUUUUAAAGAUCUACAAUAAAAGAAAUAAAUAUGAGAAUAUUGUGAUGUACUAUAUUGACACUAUUUGACAGAUUGUGUAUACCAUAUAGAUAUUAUAUAGUCAUAUUGAUAUACCUGUUUAAGUAUGUAUGGACCAUUAUACAGAAAGUCAUAAAAAUAUGUAUUAAUAUUUAUUUAUACACCAUGGUUAGUAGUUAGAUAAUAUCCAGUAUCAUUCGUGUCCUUAAAUCCCAUGUAUUAACCACCAAUUUUAUUUAUAUGACAAGAUGACAGAUAGCCAAUAUUUAGUACAUGUACAUGUUGUGGAUCCCAAUGUUUAAGUACCCAACUUACAAUUUAUACACCUCUUCUAUUUAUUUGUAGUUUUUGACAUGGUUUUUUUUUUGGUUUUUUUUUCUCGUUUUAUUGUGUUAACUUGUAGUCUGAUGUGUAAACAUUUAUUUUUACUCUGUGAUAUUCUGCAUCUUUUUUUUUUACAAAAAAGUGUAUCCACUUAUAAGCUCACAAUCUUCAAUGAUGCAUGUAUUAGCAUUAAGCAUAUUCUAACCUUUUUUCAAUAAAAAGAAUUCUUCAUAAUCUCA
Messenger RNA from Patella vulgata (common limpet), 9573 nucleotides. RefSeq lists its product as uncharacterized. The transcript has 5 exons. The record is from RefSeq and is a predicted model, not a curated record. The coding region runs from base 138 to 4910 and encodes 1590 amino acids. NCBI's taxonomy places the organism in Eukaryota, Metazoa, Mollusca, Gastropoda, Patellidae.